This is a messenger RNA of Leptopilina heterotoma, 998 nucleotides long. RefSeq lists its product as uncharacterized. Bases 168 to 863 code for a protein of 231 amino acids. The record is from RefSeq and is a predicted model, not a curated record. Lineage: Eukaryota; Metazoa; Arthropoda; Insecta; Hymenoptera; Figitidae. The transcript is spliced from 4 exons.
GCCAUGUUCACACACUGCACUACAUCCUUAAUUUACAAAGGGGCUCGAAAAAAACACUCGGCGUUUUACUGAAAAAAAUCAUUUCUCUACUCUCAAUAAAUUUUUUUUUUGUGAAAAUUUCAACAAUUUUUGGGACAUGUGGUUCAAGAAUAACAGAAUUUAUCAACAUGAGCUUCUGGCAACGAAGGCGUUUUCGUAUAACACCGCUUCGUGCGCUGGUGGCAAUUUUAUUUGUCAGCUUUGUUUUGUGGUAUAGCCUAAGUAAGGAGGAAAUUCCAAAACAGCCGUGCAGUGUUCCUGAAGAAUUUACCGAAAGAUUGCACGAAUUAACGUUCAGGGUUCACUUGGUAUUGACGAAAUUGAGCCUUGUGCAUUUUUUAUGCUUCGGAGGACUCUGGGGACAAUUGCGAAUAGGUCGUGCCCUGCCUUGGGUUCGAAAAGUAGAUUUGUGUUUAGUCGACACUUUGAGAGAUGAUGCACUCAUUACCAAAGCAUUUAGAGAAGAAAGUUUAAGUGCCACUUAUAUGCAUGCUGCGGGAAUUUAUCUCGUUCAGGAGCAUGAAGUUGGCGAAGAUGCACCAAAAGUGGAAAUUAUAGUCUUCGAAGAAGACACAGUUACUCAAAUGGUGAGAAGGGUAGGUUGGACCAGAAGGGUUUUGCCACCUGAUUGCGAACUAUCUCCUAGUCUACAAUGCUUUCCACCACAAUUGGUAAUUUCACCAUUGCCAAUGAAGCAAUUCGGUGGUCACUCGAUACCAGUCCCAAGAGAAGGUAUCGAACUCCAAAAGUAUCAUUACCCCAAUGACUGGUGGCUAGAGGUCAAACCCACUGACUGCUUCGAUCCAGAGAAAAUUGAUACUUAAUCAUAUCACAAAAAAUACUAUUUACAAAAAAAAAAUUCAACAUUUUUGUUUUCCACAAAUUUUUCAAAUACUAUAUAAAAAAAUUUGUUUUCCCUUUUUAUGUGCAAUUUAUAUAUUUGUAAUUUUACUUUAACA